GGCGAAAUAGCAACUAGGAACAACAUCUUCCGGAAGCUUACAGGAUCAUCCUGGGAGGCUCACGCAGAUAUCAUGAGAGCAAACCUUAUAACUCUGCAGAAGAAUACUUUACUUCAGUUUAGAAGAAGUAAAAGAAGACGGCUGGUGACAGAUUGAGAUAUCAAAAUAUAUACGGUACCAAAUAUAUGGUGGAAUAUUACCACCACAAAUGAGUUAUGAGUAGUCUGUUUUGCAACAAAGGCUGGAUCAAGAAGCAGCUUUCUGGGAGAAAAUGAAGAUGAAGUAGUGAUUGCAGUUGUAGAAAGAAGAACGUCCAAUUGUCUCUCACUACAAGAUAGACUGAUGAAAGGCUGGUGACUGGAGAACACUCAAUUGGUUUAUGACUGGUUCUCGCCAGGUGAGAGCAUUAUGAAAGAACUUCUUACUCCUGGUCUGUGAUAAUCUCAGUAUUUCAUGCUAAAAAGAGAACCUAAAUUUAGCGAAUGAAAAGGCGAUAAAUAUCGGGAAAACUUAAUCUGAUUCGAGUCCAUACAUGGAAAGAGAAGAUUUGAAACAAGCUAUUUCACUGUGAGUAAGAUGCCUCCACCGACGGUUGCAGACUCCGCCGGAGGGCUAAACUCUGCUUUGGAAGGAUUGCCCAAGCAAUUCGUGCAUGCAAUGAGGACUCUCUUCGACAUCAUGGACGACAAAGGCUAUGGAUUUGUUGAAUUCAGAGAAAUCCAGAACCGCUGGCAGGACGACGGCACGAAGGGGUUGCCGAAGGGUGUCAUCGAGAGUCUAGGCAAGGUAACACCUGCCGACGGUCUGCUCACGUUCGACCGUUUUUGCGCCGGACUCAAAAUGUGCCUCCUCAAGAAUCAAACCGCGCCCGCCGACUACCGGGCAGUUGCGUCACAACCACCGCCGCAGCCACAGCGACCGCCAUCGGCGCCGCUACUCGACGUAGACUCCACAGCAACCGCAGUCGCCAACAAGCAGCAACGCACCCUAGUCAACACCGCUAAGGUGCGACCGAACAACGCAAUGGCGCAACAACGCACACUGAGCAUGCCGCAACUGGUGAUGGCGGGCGGUGACUCAGGCGUGGGCAUUCCCAUCAUCAAGCCGCAACCGCAGCCGCAGCCCAUGUACAGCAUGGGGCCGCCCAAGCCUCCGCGUACUGCCGCCGGAUUGGAGCGGGAGCGAGAGCGCGACCACCGCACCGCGGAGAUACGCACUGCCCUUCAUAACUGGCAGCUAGGCCUCAUGCGACUGCCGCCCAACCGCGUCAGCGGCGAUGGUCUCUCUGCUGGUCACUCGGACCAAGCGAAUGCGGUUCAAGCUCAGCAGAAGAAAACAAAUGGUCGCCGGCGGGAGCCGAGAAGGCACACUUUGCAGAAUGGAAUCGAUUACAAUAUGUUGAAACGUAUGAAACAAAUUGAACAAGAGAAAGAGAUUCUUCAGUUGGGCCUGCAAGCAGUAGACCGAGCUCGUGACUGGUAUCUCAAGCAGAUGGCUGCAGUUCACGAUAAAAUGAAGUACCUUGGACGCAUGGGCUCUCACACGGAGCAGUUGAGCGAGGCGCAACAGGAGAGGGUGGAGCUGCAGCGAGCUCGCGUGCUGGAGGUGAACAGACACUUGGCCACCCUCACCGACGGAGUGCCUCUACACAUGAACCUCGCCCUCAGCGCCCCGCCGCCACACCUCAUCACCCGGCUCAACCAGCAGAACCACUUUCUCAACGAGGAGCUGACUAAAAAGAGCGAACGAAUCACAUCACUUGAAAGAGAGAAAGCUACACUAAUACGAGAACUUCUGCAAACAAGGGCCCAAGCACGUCGAAUAGAACCCUCGAAAGAUGGCAACACAUUCGUGUCCAACAUUUAGCCGGCCACAGGAAAGCUGGAAGAAUGUUUACCAUAACCAAACGCUCAUCAAGUGCCUGUGCUCAAACGAUACGUAUUUACACCAGUUUCAAUAAGAAUUUUUCAAUUUCCUGCUGCUCAUAAUUUGUAGUUAGUGAGGUGUGGCGCGAUUGAGGCACUUAUUGUGACGUGUGCUAGGUGACACGUGUUCCUUGGGAAUCAUCCACUAGGAACUGCAUACCGCGACGUCAGAUACAGAAUAAUGCCAACUUGUCACGUGCGACACGUGAAACUGUGUAGAGUUGACGAUUUGCGGCGAUCCAUAAUAAUCAUGCAGUUUAAAAGUAACGUGUGCUAUCGUGAGUCAUCUCGCAUGUGCUAUGCAACAAGUGUUACAAGUUGCGUGUGGACUAAUACUAGUACUAUACUAGUACUACUAAUUGUAGGUAGCCUAUAUGGCUACAAUGAAUAAUAAUUUUAAUAUCAGGGAUUCAAGAGAAAUUUCACUUGCAGAAUAUGAUCUCAUGUUGCGGUGUCUUCCAUUACUUAUCUAUUCAUUUUUACUUUCCUUGCCCUACUACCAUAGGUAAGGAAAGUAUUGCUUUCCAAAAAAAA
Nilaparvata lugens (brown planthopper) is the source of this 2459-nucleotide messenger RNA. RefSeq names its product suppressor APC domain-containing protein 2. The transcript has 8 exons. The record is from RefSeq and is a predicted model, not a curated record. NCBI's taxonomy places the organism in Eukaryota, Metazoa, Arthropoda, Insecta, Hemiptera, Delphacidae. The coding region runs from base 577 to 1866 and encodes 429 amino acids.